Molecule: messenger RNA, 1740 nt
Organism: Anarrhichthys ocellatus (wolf-eel)
Lineage: Eukaryota; Metazoa; Chordata; Actinopteri; Perciformes; Anarhichadidae
Product: kelch-like protein 10
Exons: 5
Coding region: 1-1740 (579 amino acids)
Molecular function (GO): protein binding
Source: RefSeq, a predicted model, not a curated record
AUGAGCAACUGGGGCAAAUCGUCACACAUGUCAAGCUCAUUGUUUAAUGAGCUCCGCCUGGAGGGGCAAUUUUGCGACGCAGUCAUCAAAGUGGAGGACGUAUCGUUCGCAAUCCACAGGGUCAUCCUGUGUAAAUGCAGCCCGUACUUCAUCGCUCUCUUCACACACACGCCACAUCCAGACAAAAAGGUCUUCGACAUACCCGGCCUGUCUCCUGAAGUGAUGCAGCUCAUCAUUGAGUUUGCAUACACCGGCUCUGUUUCUGUGACGGGGGAAAACGUGCAGGAGCUGCUGCUGGCAGCCAGUCAGUUCAACAUAAUGGGCGUGGUGCAAACUUGCUGCGACUUCCUGGAGGAGCAGCUUUGCCCAGAGAACUGCAUCGGCAUCUUUCAGUUCACCGGCAUCUGCUUCGUCACCGACCUGCAGCACAAGGCCUACCGCUACAUCAUUGAUCACUUUGAGAAGGUUGUUUUCUCUGAAGAGUUCCUGCAGCUCUCGGUGCAGCAACUCACCGACAUCCUCGGUAGAAACGACCUCAAUGUGAGAAAAGAGAGCAUUGCGUUUGAGGCCGUCCUUCGCUGGAUCGCCCAUGUACCUGAAGAACGAAAAGCACACAUCGCAGUACUCUUGUCUAAGGUUCGACUGGCCUUGAUGAGUAUGGACUACAUGAGGAUCAAUGUGAUGUCCAAUGAGCUGGUGAAAAACAACAUGAAGUGCCGGCCCAUGGUCAGGGAAGCCAUUGCAACUAUGUGUCACUUAAAGACAAACAGAAGCUCUCAUCUCUGCAACCAUCUCGUCCGUCCUCGCCUGCCUAACGCCGUCCUGUUGGCCAUUGGAGGCUGGAGUACCAACAAUUCGACAAACUUCAUUGAGGCAUACGAUGUCCGCGCUGACUGCUGGAUCAAAGUGACAAACCAUCUCGAGCAUCCUCGCGCCUAUCACGGCACUGCCUUCCUCAAUGGGAGCGUCUACUGUGUUGGUGGCUUUGACGGUGUGGAGCAUUUAAACAGCGUGUGCAGGUUUGACCUGAGAACACACACCUGGCAUGAGGUGGCAUCCAUGAACCACCGCCGCUGCUAUGUGAGCGUCACUGUGCUGGACGGGUGCAUCUAUGCCAUGGGAGGUUUUGAUGGGCACGCACGACUCUGCACUGCAGAACGCUACAGGCCCGAGACCAACCAGUGGAGUCUUAUUGCACCAAUGCAAGAGCGUAGGAGCGAUGCCAGCAGCACAACACUCCACAACAAGGUUUACGUUUGUGGUGGUUUCACUGGAACUGAGUGCCUGCAAACGGCUGAAUGUUACAGCCCAGAGACCAACCAGUGGACAAUGAUUGCCCUCAUGAACUACCAGCGCAGUGGAAUUGGCAUCAUUGCAUAUGCAGACCAUGUCUAUGCAGUUGGUGGCUUUGAUGGCUCCAUCCGUCUGUGCAACGUAGAGGCCUACAACCCUCAGAACAACACCUGGCGCGAAGUGUCCCCCAUGUCAACUCCCCGCAGCAACUUCGGCAUCGAAGUGCUCGACAAUAAGCUCUUUGUUGUUGGGGGCUUCAGCGGCUUCACCACCUCCUAUAACGUCGAGUGCUACGACGUAACAACUGAUGAGUGGACUGAUGCUUGUGACAUGGAGAUUUCCCGCAGUGCCCUGAGCUGCUGUGUGCUGUCCAACCUCCCCAACAGGGCCGAGUACAUUGUCCCCUGUGACGUCCAGUCGCUGGAUGAUGUGUCUUUGGAGUCCUGA